This is a messenger RNA of Cajanus cajan (pigeon pea), 770 nucleotides long. Lineage: Eukaryota; Viridiplantae; Streptophyta; Magnoliopsida; Fabales; Fabaceae. The record is from RefSeq and is a predicted model, not a curated record.
CCCUCAUCUUUUUUCUUCAAUGGCCAGGUUGAUAUCUACUUGCUCUUAAAAGUAACAAUGUAUUAUAAUGAGUUGUUUAAUUUGAAUGGAGUGCAGAUCACGACCCAUGUCACAAAGAAGCAUAAGAACAUUGAUGAUGUUCUACAAUCUCUCGUGUAUCCAGCAGAUAGUGAGGAAAUGAAGGUUAUUGGGUUCGAUACCGAGUGGUGUUUGUCAAAUGAAGAUGAUGAUUCCGAAGUUAAUUCCACGAUCAAAUGUGCCACUUUGCAUCUUUGUGAUGAAAAUACGUGUCUUAUUAUUCAGCUGCUACAUUUGAAGUCUAUUCCGGUGUCUUUGCUUAAUUUUCUUCGUUUACCGGAUUAUACUUUCGUGGGUGUUGGUAUUAAAGAAAAUUUGGAUAAGUUGGAGAAACAUUAUGGGAUUAGAUGCAGAAAUGCAGUGGAGCUAGGACCAUUGGCUGCUAGUGUCCUGAAGAUGCCUCGUUUGAGUGCUUGUGGCAUUGAUGAAUUGGCUCUUGUGGUUAAUAAACUUAAUAUUCGAAAGGAUAGACCUUUAAGUGUGGUUUUUAAGGAUUGGGGUCAAUAUAAACUUAGCAAGAAACAUGCUAAAUUGGCUACUGUUAAUGUUUACUCUUAUUUCAAUGUUGGUUGCAAAUUGCUUGCUGCUGAUUAAGCUCACCAAUUACUUGUUUUGGUUUAUUUUGUUGUUUGGUUUGAUUUAUAAUUACUGAUGUGUAAGCCUUUGGGUACCCAGUAUCUAACUUUUAUUAG